AUGGCCCUGGAGGAGAAGCGGGAGAAGCGCCCGCCCGUCACCCCCAUGAUGAUCGAGGAGGAGGCCGCCUUGCGGAACGGCAGCCGGGGGCUGCCGCCGGGACCCUGGGCCGAGACGGCGGGGCCAAGACCCCGCACCACGGAGCGGCACAUCGCCGUGCACAAGCGCCUGGUGCUGGGCUUCGCUGUCUCCAUCCUAGCCUUGCUGGCGGUGACCAUGAUCGCCGUGCUGCUCAGCGUCCGCUUCGAGGACUGCGGCGCCGCCGCCGACAGUCCGCCGCGGGCCGGCGGCAACGGGAGCCUCUCGGGGGCAGCCCGGCAGCCGCCCGGUGCGGGGCAACCCCCCGGCCGGCCGGAGGAGGAGGUGCGGGGCGGGGAAGCGGCGGAGGAAGAGGAGGAGGAGGAGGAGGAGUGGCAGCGGCGGCGGGAGCUGCCGCCCUGGGCCCGGCCGCGGCUGCCGCGGCACCUGCGGCCCCUGCACUACAACCUGAUGCUGAGCGCCUUCAUGGAGAACUUCACCUUCAGCGGGGAGGUGAACGUGCAGCUGGAGGUGCGUAACGCCAGCCGCUACAUCGUGCUGCACGCCCACCGCAUGCACAUCGAGGCGGUCCGCGUGGCCGAGGACAAGCUAGCCGGCGGUGUGCGGGUGGCCCGCACCUUCUUCUACCCCCAGACCCAGGUGUUCGUCGUGGUCCUCAACCGCAGCCUGGAGGUGCAGAGAAGUUACAACCUUAAGAUCAUCUACAACGCUCUCAUCGAGAACGAGCUGCUGGGCUUCUUCCGCAGCUCCUACGUCAUCCACGGCGAGCGAAGGUUUCUUGGUGUUACGCAGUUUUCUCCUACUCAUGCCAGAAAAGCCUUUCCUUGCUUUGAUGAGCCCAUCUACAAGGCUACAUUCAAAAUCAGCAUCAGACAUCAAGCAACUUACUUAUCUUUGUCCAAUAUGCCAGUUGAAACUUCUGUUUUUGAAGAAGAUGGAUGGGUUACAGAUCACUUUUCACAGACCCCUCUCAUGUCCACCUAUUAUCUGGCUUGGGCAGUGUGCAAUUUUACAUACCGGGAAACUGUUACCAAGAGUGGAGUAGUUGUACGGUUAUAUGCAAGGCCUGAUGCAAUCCGAAGAGGAUCAGGGGACUAUGCUCUAAAUAUUACAAGGAGACUCAUCGAGUUUUAUGAAGAUUAUUUUAAAGUGCCCUAUUCCCUGCCAAAAUUGGAUCUGUUGGCUGUGCCUAAGCAUCCAUAUGCUGCUAUGGAAAACUGGGGACUCAGUGUUUUCGUGGAGCAAAGGAUACUGCUAGAUCCAAGCAUUUCUUCUAUUUUAUACCUAUUGGAUGUCACCAUGGUCAUUGUACAUGAGCUAUGUCAUCAGUGGUUUGGUGACCUUGUGACUCCAGUUUGGUGGGAGGAUGUGUGGUUGAAAGAAGGUUUUGCUCACUAUUUUGAGUUUGUUGGGACAGACUACCUCUACCCAGGGUGGAACAUGGAAAAGCAGAGAUUUCUGACAGAUGUCCUACAUGAAGUGAUGUUGCUGGAUGGGUUGGCCAGUUCACAUCCAGUAUCCCAGGAAGUGCAGCAAGCCUCAGACAUCGACAGGGUGUUUGACUGGAUUGCUUAUAAAAAGGGUGCAGCUCUGAUUCGAAUGUUGGCUAGCUUUAUGGGUCACUCUGUGUUUCAAAUGGGCUUACAAGACUAUUUAACCAUUCACAAGUAUGGCAAUGCAGCCAGAAAUGAUCUCUGGAACACAUUGUCAAAGGCUUUAAAAAGGGUUGGAAAAUCUGUAAAUAUCCAAGAGGUAAUGGAUCAGUGGACACUACAGAUGGGUUACCCUGUUAUCACUAUCUUGGGAAAUGAAACUACAGACAACAUCAUAGUCAUCUCCCAAGAGCGUUUUGUUUAUGAUAGUGAUACUAAACCCAAGGAUCCUGCCCGUGGGGACAACAGCUACUUGUGGCAGAUUCCAUUAACAAUUGCAGUAGGAAAUACGAGCCACAUCUCAUCAGAGGCAAUUAUAUGGGUGUCUAACAAAUCAGAGCACCACAGAAUUCCUGCUUUGGAAGAGGCAAGUUGGUUGCUGGGGAACAUCAACCAGACUGGCUACUUCAGAGUUAAUUAUGAUAUUAGGAAUUGGAGGCUGCUUAUUAAUCAGCUAACAAGGAACCAUGAGGUUAUCUCUGUCAGUAAUCGAGCAGGCUUGAUUGAUGAUGCAUUCAAUCUAGCCAGAGCUGGUUAUUUGCCUCAAAAUAUUCCUUUGGAGAUUAUGAGGUACCUUUCAGAGGAAAAAGAUUUUCUGCCUUGGCAUGCUGCCAGCCGAGCUCUUUAUCCUCUAGAUAAAUUGCUGGACCGUACAGAAAACUACAAUAUCUUCAAUGAGUAUAUUUUAAGACAAGUGGCAUCAAUGUAUCUGAAGCUUGGAUGGCCAACAAACAAUUUAAACAAAUCACUUGUUCAAGCAUCAUACCAACAUGAAGAGUUGCGUCGGGAAGUCAUCAUGUUGGCCUGCAGCUUUGGGAACAAACACUGUCACCAGCAGGCUGCAACGUUGAUCUCUGACUGGAUUUCUAGCAAUAGGAACCGAAUCCCUCUCAAUGUGAGAGACAUUGUCUACUGUACAGGAGUUUCACUGAUGGAUGAAGAUGUAUGGGAGUUCAUUUGGAUGAAAUUUCAUUCUACUACAGCAGUGUCUGAGAAGAAAAUACUGUUAGAAGCUUUAACUUGCAGUGAUGACAGAAAUUUGCUCAACAGACUUUUGAAUUUGUCUCUCAACUCUGAAGUUGUCCUUGACCAGGAUGCAAUUGAUGUGAUAAUCCAUGUAGCUCGAAAUCCACAUGGAAGGGAUCUUGCUUGGAAGUUUUUCAGAGAAAAAUGGAAAAUACUGAAUGCUAGGUAUGGAGAAGCAUUAUUUAUGAAUUCAAAGCUUGUUAGUGGAGUCACGGAAUUCCUCAAUACUGAAGGAGAACUAAGAGAGCUAAAGAACUUCAUAAAGAGUUACGAAGGGGGAGCUGCUGUCUCUUUCUCUCGUGCUGUGGAAACAGUAGAAGCCAAUGUAAGGUGGCAAAGGCUUUAUAAGGAAGAACUGUUCCAGUGGCUAAGAAAAUCCUUGACACAAUAAUCUGUUUUUUUAGCUAAUCAUAUAACAUGAUUCACUGCAAGAGGAAGAGGAGAAAUUUUAAAAGUGUUCAACAUGAAAAUCAUGAAGACAAGAUCAGAUUGCAGGGAUAAGGUUUUUGGUUUAUUGUUUUUUUCAUUGUGGAUUUUUUUUUUACACUGAAAUCUUGUGAAAUUGUCAGAUUUUCAGAAGAGAAGAUCAUGAAUGCUUGUGAAACCCAGUCCUCAAUGUACAUAACCAAACAUGAUAUUAAGUGGUGCAUGUAAAUGUCGGGGAAAAAAACCAAACAAAAAAUCCUUCAAAGACUAUUUUGUGCAUGCUUGUACUGUCUGCCUGUAUUUUAGCAUGCGUAUGUAUAACAGCAACAUUUCGUAUGUGAGUUCCGGUUACAUCAAAGUUGGGCAUUAUACAAAGCACAAAGACUCUAUGACAAUCACUAUUUCAAUGAACAAAAGGAAAGUAAGGAAAAGGAAAUGCAGAAGGCUUCCAGCUUGGGGUGGUACGAGAUGUAAAAUCAUCUUUCCCACUUGCUGCCAGUUUGUCUACCACUCAGAUUGUCUCUUAAUGAUUGCAAAGAUUCCAGCUCAUUUUUUGAGUUACUAGUUGUAUCUGCAGUCUCCCUGUUCCUUUAUUUAAAUAAGCAGAAUAGUAAGAGAGGAGAAAGAGAAAAGGGCCAGGAGCAGGAUUAGAGAGAGAAAAUGAGAAGGACAUCAUCAUUACAUUAUAAUCAUAUACAUUUGUUCACUGCUGAUCAGUGAAACAAUGUAGUUUCAACUGUGAACGUGUGCUGGGGCAGGAGCUUUGCAUUGAUAACGCAGAAUCCAUGAACCACCUAUUCUCAGCUACUUUACAAGGCACUGAAACUCACAAUGGAUCACCCAGGUCAUCCAGCCUGUGCAGUAGUAAGUUUUUUAGCUCAUAGUGCACAAGUAUUAUAAAUUAACAUAGGAUUCAAAUGAAAAUUAGGAAAAAGGGAGAAUAUCUUGCAUACAAAGACUUAAAAUUAUCCAAGAGGGCUGUCUUGCAUGUGGUAGACCAGUCACUGUAGUGAUUUAUUAUGAUAGACAGGUCUGAUUCUCUAUAUGGGCAAUACUUUUGCAAAUAUGGAAUGUACUAUUUAUGUCAUCAUUGAAAAGUGAAAUAUGGAGAAAGUGAGGGGGUGUACAUGUGUUUAUUUGUGUUUAUUUGACUGAUACUAAGAACAUGGUUUUCUUUCUGUUCCCUUGUACUUCACAUAGACUAUUGUUCAUGAAUGACAUUUUUCUUAAUGAUGUUUGUUUCUUCUCAAUCCUUAAUCUGAAAGAUCAGUGACGCAGUGGAAUUGUACAAUAACUAUCUGCACUCUGGACCUAAAUGCUGAGGAUAAAACUGGUGGGGGCCAAAUACUCUCUCAUGUCUACACUGUGAAGGAAAAACUACAAGAAUACAGUUUUCAGGAGUCAGAUUACAGCGGCUUCAGAGAUAGAAUGUAGAUGUGGGACAGUGUUUCUUUGUCCCGUCCCAACCUAUCCCAACCAUCUGACCACAUCAUGGCUGUGUACAUUGGGAACACGUGGCCCACCAACGCACGGAGCAGCCAUUCUACCUGGUUGUUCCCUCACAAGGCAUGGAAAAUAAUCAACAUGCUUUACACUUACAGUUGCUUAUCCCCAGUAAGUUGUGAAAAGAACCAAACCCAACAAUCUUCAGAUAUUGUCACAGUUACGUGGAGACAGUAUUGUUUUCUGGGCUCUCAUUCCCAAGGUAUUCUGCUCCAUCCCAUAACUAAGCUGUUGUACCGAUAUUGCACCUGUCAUUGUGUGCCCUUUGCUUUCGGAGGCUCUUGUUUGUGGAUUGAGUGCAGUAAAUCCUUGUGGGGCCAUUUGUUCAGCUGUUUGGCGCUGUGUAGCACAUUAGCUUGACUCACAUAUAACCAAAAGAAGAGGCAAUCCUGUGGUCUUCUACUGUUAACUCUUUGCCUUAUAGUAAGUCCUAAACCUUUGUGCUACAUUGCAGUGCUAGUGAACCUGCUGCCCAGAGACAUUAUCAUGUCAAAGCUGAGUGAAAUCCUCCUCCUUCUUUGUAUUUUACCUACCUCACAGGGGUGUUGUGAGGCUUGACAAAUGUUAGCAAAGCACUGGAAUAUCUUCUUAUGAAAGGCAUUUAAAAAGUGAAAAGUAUUAUUUUAUACGGUUGACCAAACUCAACCUUAAUGCCAGUAUGCAGCGUCACAUUUUUAAUUUCUACUGAGAAAAAUCACAUGCAGACUUUUUUUUUUAAUAAUAAAAAUGCAAGCCAAAUACUAUUUAAUAUAACCUCUGCCCUUUAAUGAAGGCCAAAAUUGUGAUAUCCAAAGAGUGUGCAGAAAGCCAAGCCCUCAAAUAUGAAUUGCUUGGAGGAUUUCAGAGAACAGAAGAGUGUGAAAUGGUCUGUACCUUAACACUUUUAGUCAGUAUUGUCUUUGAUGACUUUUCUUUUCCAGAACCACAGAUGGAACAACAUACCUUGCAAGUUCCACAUAAAAGUUUCUGGUCUUCCCACUGAUAACAGUAUAUUCCAAAGUCAAAAGUUCAUUACAGCCUGUGUGUUCUGCACAGUGCACAGAAAUUCCCACUCUUGCUCAUUUGGAUUGAAGUUCUUGCACAUUUAGCUGGUGUUGGAUGUAAAUUGGUAUUUUAGUGGCCUUGAGCAACUGGUCUGCCACAGAUAUCAAGUCCUAAAUGUAUACCUUAUACAUACCUGUUGAUGUGUUGCUUAUAAUUGUUGUAUUCUAAUAAUGUUAGUAUUAUUGCUCUAAGGUUGAACUGGCCUUUCCAUUAUAAUUCUCUAUUAUUUUAUUUUUAUGUUUUGUAUUUUGCUGUUUCACACUGAAUCAGGAUUAUAUUUAAAUGGAUUAAAUCUAAAAACCCAUAACUGUUUUCUGCAAUAUUCAAACAUCCUGCAUUUUAUUACAUGUCUUUAGAAACCUUUUUUAAAGAAGUUUCACACAGCUGUGUGUUAAAGAAUAGUUGAUUCCUCAUGGAAAGUUCUAAUACAAUUUGCUUAGAAAAAUCUAUUUAUCAUACUGAUUUUCUUUCUCUUUUAUCAGUCCUUUUCUUCCCUUGUCCAUGUCUAAAGGCAGUCCUCAUUUUUAUUAUUUGGACUGUGAUUAGGAAGCCAAAUACUUCAUACUUUUCAGCAUUUUCUAAUUCAGUGUUUGACUUUGUCCUUUCUAGUGAGAGGAGAUUGUGCAAAAUGUGAAUGCUGUGUGGACAUGGACAUGGGUGUCAUUUUAUAGAGAUUUGAUGAGGGUAGAAUCUCUAAUCAGCCUUUGUAUGACUCAGGAUCCUUUGUAGUUAUUAAUUGAUAUGGUUUCCAAAAUCAUAUAGGAAGACAUAUGAAUAGACAUGAUUCUAUGCCAGCAUAACAAAAUAGCUAUUGUAUUUUUAUAAAACUGUCCACUACAAGUAUCUGACCUAUUACUUUGUAGCUGGUAGAAUUAUUCAUGUAUCCACUGCUAAUAGCUGUUAAAAUGGUAGUAGCUACUAAUUGUGACAAGGGCAGAAUUCUGUGAAAACAUUUUUGUGAAAUGACAUGUCAUUUCUGCUAUUACUGGGAGUACUUGGACAUUAAUUAUGAUUAAAAAAAAAACUUCAUAUGUUCUCAAGUGCAUCUAAAUUUGUGACCUUUGAUUAUCAUUUCUGCUAUUACUGGGUGUACUUGGACAUUAAUUAUGAUUAAAAAAAAAACUUCAUAUGGUCUCAAGUGCAUCUAAAUUUGUGGCCUUUGAUUAUCUUUUCAGUGAAUAUAGCAAGAAUUCUGAUAUUACAUGGAAACUGAAAGUGAAUUUGUGUUGUUUUUGGUCUGUUGUAGAUAUUCCACUGGUCUUUAAAGUGCCAAAGGAAAUAUGCCCUGAUGUAGAAGGGUGCUUUCACAGCAAAGAUCCUGAACCAUACAAUUAAGUCUUUAGUAGUAAGUAAUAAAAAAUGAAGAGUGUGUAUAUGUGUGUGUGUGUGUGUGUGUGUGUGUGUGUGUGUGUGUGUGUGUGUAAAAUCCU
This is a messenger RNA of Vidua chalybeata, 7120 nucleotides long. It is a transcript of the gene TRHDE, whose product is annotated as thyrotropin releasing hormone degrading enzyme. Gene Ontology annotation, cellular component: cytoplasm. Gene Ontology annotation, biological process: proteolysis; peptide catabolic process. Bases 1 to 3108 code for a protein of 1035 amino acids. Lineage: Eukaryota; Metazoa; Chordata; Aves; Passeriformes; Viduidae. The record is from RefSeq and is a predicted model, not a curated record. The transcript has 19 exons. Gene Ontology annotation, molecular function: peptide binding; metalloaminopeptidase activity; zinc ion binding.